CAGAGUCUCAAACCCCUUCUCUAAGCCUCGGUCUGCUCUCUGGACUGCUGGACUGUCCUCAACUCAUCAUGCGACAGCCUACACUAUCCCCCAGAGGUCUUGUCCGCGCCCUACACGGUCCCCGCUCUUCCGUGCUGUCCAGGUCUUUUGCGACGCCCACCUAUCUACCGGACAAGGACUGUACCUCCAUCACGCCGCCUUACAGCAGGCUUAUCGACAACCUUGCCAUCGUCAGGGAAGUCACUGGAAAGAGGCCGCUCACCCUCGCAGAGAAGAUUCUAUACAGUCACAUCGAUGAGCCGGAACGGACACUGGCCGAUGGAGGCAUCAAGCGGGGAGAGACGUACCUGCAGCUCAGCCCGGAGCGAGUAGCAAUGCAGGAUGCUUCUGCCCAGAUGGCACUGCUGCAGUUCAUGAGUGCUGGGAUGUCGACAUGCGCGGUUCCUGCAAGCAUUCACUGCGACCAUCUCAUACAGGCGGUAGAGGGCGCUGAGAACGACUUGCAGAGGUCUAUCUUGACGAACCAAGAAGUCUUCGACUUUUUGGAGAGUGCUGCGCGCAAAUAUGGUAUCGAGUUCUGGAAGCCUGGGUCCGGCAUCAUUCACCAGAUCGUCCUUGAGAACUAUGCCGCACCGGGAAUGCUCAUGCUCGGAACAGACUCGCAUACUCCCAACGCCGGUGGGCUCGGCAUGCUCGCAAUUGGUGUUGGUGGAGCGGAUGCUGUGGACGCCCUCACCGGUACUCCAUGGGAGCUGAAGGCUCCUAAGAUCAUCGGCAUUCACUUAACGGGUGAAUUAAAUGGCUGGACUACUCCUAAGGAUCUCAUCCUCAACGUUGCCGGCAGGCUGACGGUCCGGGGAGGUACAGGUGCCAUCCUCGAAUACUUCGGUCCUGGCGUCUUCAACCAGUCUUGCACUGGCCUGGCCACUGUCGCUAACAUGGGUGCUGAGGUCGGCGCUACAACAUCGACCUUCCCGUACACCCCCCGCAUGCGAGCAUACCUUGAAGCCACUGGUCGUGCGCCUGUCGCUCGCGCUGCAGACCACGCAGCCUCCCAAGGCUAUCUCGCUGCAGAUGAGGGCGCAGAAUAUGACGAAGUCAUUCAGAUCGACCUCUCGAAAUUGGAGCCUACAGUGAACGGCCCUUUCACCCCGGACCUAGCCACCCCGCUGUCUAAGUUCGGCACCUUUGUCAAGGAGCAAGGCUGGAAAGACGAACUCUCCGCGGCGCUCAUCGGCUCGUGCACUAACAGCUCGUACGAGGACAUGACCAGUGUCGCGCAUCUCGCGCGCCAGGCGAAGAAGGCGGGUUUGAAGACCAAGGUGCCAUUCCUCGCGACGCCCGGCUCAGAACAGAUCCGCGCGACGAUCGAGCGCGACGAGAUCACGAAUGAGCUCGAGGACGUCGGUGCGACCGUCCUGGCAAACGCGUGCGGCCCGUGCAUCGGGCAGUGGAAGCGCGAAGACAAGCAAGGAGAGGAGAACGCCAUCCUUACCUCCUUCAACCGCAACUUCAAGUCGCGCAACGACGGCAACCGGCUCACGAUGAACUUCCUCGCCUCGCCCACGGUCGUCACCGCCAUGGCGUUCUCCGGCAAGCUCUCCUUCAACCCCAUGACCGACGCCAUCACCACACCCUCUGGGGAAUCCUUCCGCUUCGCGCCGCCCCAGGGUCGGGACCUUCCCGAGGCCGGCUUCACUCCUGGGAAGACAGAUUACUACCCGAAGCCGCAGCCGCAGCCGCAGCCAGAGACGGAGGUGGUCAUCCGUCCGGACUCCCAGCGGCUGGAGAUCCUGCAGCCUUUCCCGAGCCACUUUGGGGAGGGGAGCGGGAAUUCGAGGGGGCUGGAGCUGCCACCGUUGAAGGUUUUGAUGAGGGUGCGAGGGAAGUGCACGACCGACCAUAUCUCGGCCGCUGGACCGUGGCUCAAGUACAAGGGUCACUUGACGAACAUCUCCGAGAACCUUCUCAUCACUGCCGUCAAUGACGAGGGUGGCGAUGUCAAUGUUGCCUUUGAUUACGACCAUGCACCUGGCGAGUCCGAGACAGACACCAUUCCCAAUGUCGCCAAGCGCUUCAAGGCUCGCAAGCAGCCAUGGGCCCUUGUCGUUGAUGACAACUACGGCGAAGGCAGCGCGCGCGAGCACGCUGCUCUGCAGCCUCGGUUCUACGGUUGCGCCGCGAUCGUCGCCCGCUCCUUCGCUCGUAUCCACGAGACCAACCUCAAAAAACAAGGCAUCCUGCCGCUCUGGUUCGUCGAUAAGGUCGACUACACCCGCAUCGGCGCCGGGGACACCAUCGAGACACUCGGCCUCGCGGACCUGCUCGCGGGCAAGACGGACGCGGUCGUGAGCCUCCGCGUGACGCGCAGGAAUGGAGAGACGUUCGAGAUCCCCGUCCGCCACACGAUGUCCGCGGACCAGCUCAAGUGGCUCCGUGCGGGCUCCGCGCUGAACCACAUCCGGGCGCAGAUCGCGGCUGGCUCGAGUUCGAGCUGAACACAUGUGUGGAAAAAAUGGAUCUCAAAAGUAUCUACUGUACUAUCUAUUGUAUGUGUAUCAGGUUGGCAUUGCGUUAGCUGGAUUCAAUGUGAAUCUGCGGGUGGGUAAGACCGUGGAUCCAGGCAUCGAGAGGUGCUCCACACUACAAGCCAAUUGACCCUAGGACACGAGGCAUUGAGAGAGGAAGACAUGGCCCUUCCGUCCAGUUGCAUCGUCUUCCAGAUAUGGAUGUGAGGGGUUAACGUCAUGACAUAGUUUGGAAGUAACUCAGACUGCCUUCUCC
Dichomitus squalens LYAD-421 SS1 is the source of this 2784-nucleotide messenger RNA. RefSeq names its product aconitate hydratase. The transcript is spliced from 13 exons. Gene Ontology annotation, biological process: tricarboxylic acid cycle. Gene Ontology annotation, molecular function: aconitate hydratase activity; 4 iron, 4 sulfur cluster binding. Lineage: Eukaryota; Fungi; Basidiomycota; Agaricomycetes; Polyporales; Polyporaceae. Gene Ontology annotation, cellular component: cytosol; mitochondrion. Bases 69 to 2498 code for a protein of 809 amino acids. The record is from RefSeq and is a predicted model, not a curated record.